GACAGGCUUCGGGGAGCUCGGAGAGCAGACGAGCGCCAGCGAGGAGAGAGAGAAAGAUGGAGGUGAGGGUCGGGGAGAGACUCCUGUGCCUGGCCGUGCUGUCCAGUGUCUUCUUCGUGGAUUCAGUCCUCGGGAAAUACGUCAAAGGCGUCGUUAAUACCAAAGAGGACUGGGUUUUUCUCACUCGCUUCUGCUUCCUCACCGACUUUGGACGGCUGGACUUCCGGUUCCGCUAUCCGAAGUCUCGCUGCUGUCAGAACAUAUUGCUCUACUUUGAUGACAGUUCUCAGUGGCCAGCUGUGUACAAGAGGCAUGAAAAGAACUGCUACCAGAAGGAAGCGGUGCUGAGGCCCGAGAACAACCAGGUCAUCAACCUCACCACACGCUACACCUGGUCAGGCUGUGUGGUGGAGGCAGACGGGGAUGAGGAGGUUCUGAGCUGCGUGGGCGGUCGUAGUUUCCGCUCGGUGAGGGAGAGAUGGUGGUACAUCGCUCUCAGCAAGUGUGGGGGCGAGGGCUUGCAUCUGGAGUACGAGAUGAAACUGACCAAUGGCCGGUCUUUCUGGACGCAGCAUUUCUCUGCAGACGAGUUUGGAAUCUUGGAGACGGACAUCACCUUCCUGGUCAUCUUCUCCCUGGUGUUCGUCCUCUCCUGCUACUUUGCUUACAAUCUGAAGGGAAGACAGCUUCUUCACACAACCUACAAAAUGUUUAUGACGGCGGCGGGUGUGGAGGUGCUCAGCCUGCUGUUCCACUGUAUCUACUGGAGCCUGUAUGCGAGAGAUGGAGUUGGCAACGGCAGCCUGAAAUUACUUGGGAAAUUACUGUUCUCAGUCAGUUUCUUGGUGUUCCUCCUGAUGCUCAUCCUGCUGGGCAAAGGUUUCACUGUCACCAGGGCGAGGAUCAGUCACAGUGGGUCCGUUAAGUUAAGCAUCUACAUGACAGUCUACACAAUCACCUACGUCAUCCUCUUCAUCUACGAGGCAGAGUUCUUCGACCCGGGUGAAGUGCUGUACGCCUACGACAGCCCCGCAGGCUACGGACUGAUGGGCCUGCAGCUGCUGGCCUACGUGUGGUUCUGCUACGCCGUGUUGGUCUCUCUGAAGCGCUACCCCGAGAAGCAGCCCUUCUACAUCCCGUUCUUCACCGCGUACACGCUGUGGUUUUUCGCCGUGCCUGUCAUUGCUUUGAUCGCCAAUUUUGGGAUUCCUCGUUGGGCCCGAGAGAAGAUCGUCAACGGCAUUCAGCUCGGCAUCCACUUCUACGCUCACAUCGUCUUCCUCGCUAUCACACGACCCUCCGCAGCCAAUAAGAACUUCCCAUAUCAUGUUCGGACGUCACAGAUUGGGAUCCUGCUGUCCAGUCCGAAAGCAGGCGAGGGGACAGAGAGUUUCCCUCAUCAUGCCUAUGGAAACGACUCCUUCCUGGGAGACUCUCAACCCAACUUCACCGAACUCUUCUCCAUCCAAUCAGACCCGGUGAAGACGGUGGAGGAGACGGUGGCCCGCAAAGGCCCCGAGGUGCCGAGGAACAGCGAGCAGAAGAUCAUCACCACCGCUGCCGACUUGACGGCGAUUUUGCCCCCACCUCCGCCCCCGAUACCCCCACGCCCGGCCACGCGCUCGCCCCCACUGCCGCCCCGGCUCCCUUCCUUCACAGAGUAUUUCAGUAUGCAGGGCGGAGGAGGAGGGGGGUUCGGAACGAAGGCAUGAAAAAAGGGACCGAGGGAGUCUGGGGGAGGGCAUGGAGGGGGAAUGGGCAGAAUGACAAUACAACUUAAAUGAAGGUGUUAGUGACGCCGCAAACCACAAAGAAAGAUUUGGACGAAGCAGAGAAAUCAUCAGAAAAGUGAAUCCAGAAACGGUCCCGUUUCACCUGUGAAUGGAAAUAAGCUGAAGGGAAGAGUGAGGG
Molecule: messenger RNA, 1911 nt
Organism: Pseudoliparis swirei
Lineage: Eukaryota; Metazoa; Chordata; Actinopteri; Perciformes; Liparidae
Gene: tmem145
Product: transmembrane protein 145
Exons: 15
Coding region: 57-1712 (551 amino acids)
Biological process (GO): G protein-coupled receptor signaling pathway; response to pheromone
Source: RefSeq, a predicted model, not a curated record